GGACCGAAGGUGCAUCGGUUGAUUUCAUAUCAAGUUUGGUUAAAGCAGGGGUGAACAUCACACACUCGGCGCCCUCUGAAGCUUCCCACAAUGCUUUUAUGAACGAGAUAUCACAGCACCGAGACGCGCACACAGCCAGUGUAGUAGAGGAGGACGCAGCGACCGUUUGCACCGGCUCUACGAGUAGAAUCUGCAAGUGCUAACCGUGCAUGUCAACUUACUAAAGACGUCUCCUGCAUAGAAUCUCCCUUUUUUUCCUCUCUGCGGAGACGACAAUCUUUGGAUCGCACAAAUCCAUGGAUGUUCUUGGAUAAUCUCGUCUCGUUUUACGCGGAUAGCUGCUCCACAGUCUUGCAUGGUGCACAUCGGUCCAGGAAUGGCGCGAUAAAGUGAUCAGAGGAACCAGUCCAAGUACAUUCACUUUUUGUGUAUCCGUCUCGUCAUGUAUUCUCCGAUUUGUCUUACUCAGGAUGAAUUUCAUCCCUUCAUCGAGGCACUUCUUCCUCACGUCCGUGCCAUUGCCUACACGUGGUUCAACCUCCAGGCCAGAAAACGCAAGUACUUCAAGAAGCACGAGAAGCGGAUGUCCAAGGACGAGGAGCGCGCGGUGAAGGACGAGCUUCUGAGCGAGAAGCCCGAGGUUAAGCAGAAAUGGGCAUCCAGGCUGCUGGCCAAGCUGCGUAAGGACAUUCGGCAGGAGUACCGGGAGGACUUUGUCCUCAGCGUGACGGGCAAGAAGCACCCGUGCUGUGUGCUAUCCAACCCGGACCAGAAGGGCAAGAUCCGCCGGAUCGACUGUUUGAGGCAGGCCGACAAAGUUUGGCGUCUGGACCUGGUGAUGGUCAUCCUUUUCAAAGGCAUCCCUCUGGAAAGUACAGACGGGGAACGCCUUGUCAAGUCUCAACAUUGCACCAACCCAGCACUUUGUGUCCAGCCACACCACAUAACAGUAUCGGUCAAGGAGCUGGACUUGUUUCUAGCAUACUAUGUCCAGGACCAAGACUCGCAGCAGUCAGGAAGUCCCAGUAACAAUGAGCCAGGCAAGAACCCUCUUCCAGUGUACUUGGAAGACAGCUUCAUUAAAUCAGGAGUCUUCAGUGUUACAGAACUGGUGCGAGUGUCCAGAAUGCCCAUCACCCACGGUGCUGCGGUAAACUUCUCCAUGGCCGACAUGCCCAGCCAACCCUACUAUCAUGACCUGAACUCCAGCGUGGGGCUUCAUCGCUCCCUGUCCUCCCCUCCUGGCAGCAAAAGGCCCAAAACAGUCAACAUGGAGGAGAACAUGGACACCAGCCCGACAGGACCUGACUUCUACUCGUCACCCAGCUCGCCAGCCAGCAGUCGGGCAAACUGGCACGAUAGAGACGGAGCAGACAUGUCCUCUCCUACCAUGAAGAAGCCAGAGAAGCCGCUGUUCAGCCCCACCUCCCCACAGGACUCGUCACCCCGACUCAGCACUUUCUCUCAGCCUCAUCACCCAGGCCUAACAGGUGUAGGACACAGUGUUAUAUCGACGAGGAGCCCCCCUCCACACUCGCCCCUGCAGUUCUCGGCCUCUGCUAUCUUGCCCCCAGCGCCGUCGCCCUACUUCUCGCACACCACCAUCCGCUACCCGCCCCACCUCAACCCAGCUGAUCCCCUCAAGAGCUACGUGCCGUCAUACGACCCGUCCAGCCCACAGAGCAGCCAGCCUAACAGCAGUGGCCAGGUGGUAGGAAAGGUCCCAGGCCACUUCACCCCAGUUCUGGCCCCCUCCCCGCACCACGGCACUGUGCGACCCGUCUCGCUCUCCAUGCCAGACACCAAGCCCAUCACCACAUCCACAGAAGGCUACUCAGCCCCUGGCACCCCGACGGCUAACCGCUUUGUAGGCCUGAGCCCAAGAGAUCCCGCCUUCCUCCACCAGCAACAGCUGAGGAAGUGUGACUGGAGCGUGACUCAAAACGGCAGGCAUUAUGGCCCCAGUGCCACUGACGACACUUUGGGGAUUACUUGGCAAAGUCCUGGUACCUGGGCGAGCUUAGUUCCAUUCCAAGUGUCGAACGGGACUCCGAUUCUGCCAACAAAUGUCCACCAGAACUACAGCAUAAACAUCAUUGGUGAGCCCCUGGUCCCCGCGGAGACAGGGAACUGAACACACAGAGGCCGGAUGACCCCCGGGGUGGAUGCGUGGGUGGGGGGUGUUGGUGGUGCACAGCUUAGCACUACAGGUGUCCACAGCCAUGGAUGAAACCAGCAAAGCAGCGUGAGCUGCACAAUCGUCCCCUAAUUCCCAGUCUCGCCCCUUCCAUAUCUCU
Messenger RNA from Perca flavescens (yellow perch), 2297 nucleotides. RefSeq names its product nuclear factor 1 B-type. Bases 443 to 2134 code for a protein of 563 amino acids. The record is from RefSeq and is a predicted model, not a curated record. Gene Ontology annotation, molecular function: DNA-binding transcription factor activity, RNA polymerase II-specific; RNA polymerase II cis-regulatory region sequence-specific DNA binding. NCBI's taxonomy places the organism in Eukaryota, Metazoa, Chordata, Actinopteri, Perciformes, Percidae. Gene Ontology annotation, cellular component: nucleus. The transcript has 12 exons. Gene Ontology annotation, biological process: regulation of transcription by RNA polymerase II.